Molecule: messenger RNA, 2226 nt
Organism: Pochonia chlamydosporia 170
Lineage: Eukaryota; Fungi; Ascomycota; Sordariomycetes; Hypocreales; Clavicipitaceae
Product: early growth response protein
Exons: 7
Coding region: 1-2226 (741 amino acids)
Biological process (GO): regulation of transcription by RNA polymerase II; DNA-templated transcription
Cellular component (GO): chromatin
Molecular function (GO): DNA-binding transcription factor activity, RNA polymerase II-specific; zinc ion binding; RNA polymerase II cis-regulatory region sequence-specific DNA binding
Source: RefSeq, a predicted model, not a curated record
AUGAUCCAACAUAAUCCCAAGUUGCGCAAGAGGCGGAGAAAGACGUCCAAGGAGGAACGCGUCUGCUCCAUUUGCUCCCAGUCCUUCAACAAGGCCGAGCAUCUCCUGCGUCACAUCCGCUCUCAUACUAAGGAGAAGCCGUUUGAAUGUUCUGCAUGCGGCCGCAUGUAUGCACGACAAGACACGCUCUUGAGACACAGUAGAUCCCAUCAACCCGCUCAACAGGACACACUUGAAAAGCUUGCCCCAGAAGAGCAUCAGUACUCUCAUUUGAAUCAAUCCGCGCCCAUCUCUCCCCCAAACAGUCGUUCUAUUGACGGCUCAAGCAUUCUGGAAACCAUCAUCGCGGAAGAGAGUUCGAAUCAGUCGCCCUCCACCGGGACCGGUCUCACCACAGCCUCUGACUUUGCCAUUACGUCGCUGGAUGCAGAUGGCAUACGACAAUGUGACUUGCUUCCAUACUGGAACUUUGACCAUGACCCUCAACGGCCGUACUUUGAUUCUCUGCUCAGUAAUGACAUGGACCUUGGUGACUUGAAUAUGUCGCUUUUGAACACAGCCACUGCGGAAUCAUUACCACAAGUACCAUGUGGCGAUGUCUCGAGGGGUAUGCGGUUCAUAUUAGCCCCAACGGCUGAACCGUUUACGCCAGACGGCAGCAAUGUCCGCGAACCGGACUCCGUAAUUCAGCGAGCGUGGCACACGUACUGCAGCAAUUCGUCAUCUGGGUAUGUGACACCCGACCCGGGGCAGGACCAAUACGCCGUAGAUGAUGACUGCCAUCGCGACUUGGUGGAUAAGCUGCAACCACGGCUGCAGCCAGGCACAUUGCCGUCAACCUCAUUCCUGGAUCUAUGCGUGCAAGCAUAUCUUUGCCACUUUCAUCCCUUGUUUCCGAUUAUUCAUGCGCCAUCAUUUAGACCCCAUUCUCAAAAUGGUCUGCUUUUACUGUCCAUGUGCUCUGUUGGAUCCCUUUUUAUCGGGUCGUCAAGAGCGACGGCUCAUGGUAUAAGCAUGUUUGAGAGGCUUCACAAGGCCAUUUUGUCAACGUGGGACACUAUCCUCUCCAAGUCCGAGUCUGUCAGUCACAAAGCCUUUCAAGCGUCUGUAAUUGGACAAAUGUUUGGUCUUCUUGUUGGGAGACCCAAAGAUCUCAUGCAAGUCGAAUUAUUCCACGGCACAAUGGUUGUGUGGGCACGAAAACUGAAGUUAUUUCGACUCAAAUCCCUUGACGCGGACCUAGCACUUCUGGAGGGGUUAGCUCUGGAGCACACCUGGAAAAUAUGGAUUCGCCAAGAGGAACGCAGACGGACGGCCCUGGGUCUGCUUCUGCUGGAUGCAGAAAUUGCCCGUCUGUUCCACGACAAACCCGUGAUACGCAAUCUUUUGCACCAAUUACCCGUAGCCUCCUCAGAUGAAGCAUUCGCCGCAGAGGACGCCAUUUCAUGGCGAAACAUAAUGCUCACCGAAAGCGCUCACUCCCUCAACAUACCAAACUCAUGGUCUUGCACAACCGUUCAAGAAGCUCAGUUACCAGAUGUUCGUGGCACAUUCGGACUCUACGUUCUUCUCCAACGCAUCGGGGCAUCAGUCAGUGACAACCACGAAUCCGUCUCCCAAGAACCAGAAAGACAGCUCCAACAUCAAAACAUGCUGGUACUAUGGCACGAAAAGUACCGGAAUACACCAAUGUUUCUAUCGCAAGAGCGCUACUUCAUGAUCCUAUGGCACUCUAUCUUCAUGCUACUAAAUUGCGACCUGGACGUAUUGGAGAUCGCCGCAGGCAGAGACGGCACCGAUGCCAUGAACACUCAGAAGCACGCGGCUGAAGCAUGGGCUAGCUCCUCACAAGCACAGCACUGCAUGGCACACUCCAUGCUCCUGCAACAGCAGUUUGAACAAAUCCCCCUUGGUUCGGAGCCACCUCUCCACGCGGCAGCAUGUCUGUACCGCUGCGGCAUAGUAUGGUACUGCUACGCUCGGUACGGAGGUACCUCUCCCAGGGGAUCAGAGAGCACGGAAAUGCCGGAGCUGGAAUACCUCGGUAUAGAUGGGGAUGGGGAUGGGGUUUUACGGGACCAAGUGUCCGUGUUGUUGGAGAAGCCGCUGGAGGCGACGCUGCUGUUGAUAGUCGAUUUGUUGAGGAGGAUUAGUCAUUGGAAGGUGGCGGAUAGAUUUGCGGCUACAUUGCUUGCAUUGGUUGAUGAUGGACAGGGGCUUUACUGA